Molecule: messenger RNA, 5933 nt
Organism: Vitis riparia (riverbank grape)
Lineage: Eukaryota; Viridiplantae; Streptophyta; Magnoliopsida; Vitales; Vitaceae
Product: proteasome activator subunit 4
Exons: 35
Coding region: 386-5812 (1808 amino acids)
Biological process (GO): proteasomal ubiquitin-independent protein catabolic process
Cellular component (GO): nucleus; cytosol
Molecular function (GO): peptidase activator activity; proteasome binding
Source: RefSeq, a predicted model, not a curated record
UUGGUUGCUGCCACCUAGAUAUAUGAACGAGGCUUCUCUACUUUACAGGUUAACCCUUUUCCAUUUCAGUGGCUGAAUCCUUACCCACGUGUAUCUGCAACCGGGCAUCGCCGGUACCCUCCUCGCCCAGCUCAGCCCCAAGCCACCUCCAGUCCACUCUUUCUUUUCUCCAAUUUCCAACCCAGCAACUUAGCAACCACCGCCCGAUCCCGUCUCGGACCGUUCAUUUCUUCUCCAUUUCGCACCGCUGCUGCCGGUGCCCAGUCAAGCGUCUCCGUCGUCUAUAUAUGUCAAUAUAUUGAAUGGUUUCUUGUUCCAAAAGAAAGGUGAUUCAGGUAUAAAUAGUGGAGGGGAGGGGUAAAGGAUUGAUACAGAAGUUGUAGAGAUGCAUCUGUACAAUGCCUGGCUUCCACCCCCUGUGGCGGAGGCGACGAAGGGGGAGAAGGAGGCCUUCGGCCGCGUUAUAGCGGCAGUGAAGGAGGCGUGGCGGCCGGAGGAUCCUGAAUCUGUGUAUUCCACUCUCAAAUGGAUUUCAGUCAUUGACCUUUUCAUAAAGGCGAAAAGUGAAGUAUGUUUAGAAGACGUGGGUGCACUUACGGAAAUUGGUUUAGAAUUGUUUCACAAAUCACAUAAUAAACUUUAUGCCCAGGUUAGAUGGGGGAACAUUCUAGUCAGGUUACUUAACAAGUACCGAAAGAAGUUGGCCUUGAAAGUUCAAUGGCGACCUUUCUACGAUACUUUGAUCCAGACACACUUCACAAGGAAUACCGGCCCAGAAGGGUGGAGACUGAGACAACGACAUUUUGAGACUGUGACAUCUCUUGUUCGAUCGUGCCGGAGGUUCUUCCCACCAGGUUCUGCUUUCGAGAUAUGGUCCGAGUUUAAAUCUCUGCUGGAAAAUCCAUGGCAUAACUCUUCCUUUGAAGGCUCUGGUUUUGUGAGACUGUUUCUUCCAACAAACUUGGAUAACCAGGACUUCUUUUCACAUGAUUGGAUUAAGGAGUGUCUAGACCAGUGGGCCUCAAUACCAAAUUGCCAGUUUUGGAACAGUCAAUGGGCAGCUGUUAUAGCUCGUGUUAUUAAAAACUACAACUUCAUUGACUGGGAGUGUUUCUUACCCGUGCUUUUCACUAGAUACUUAAACAUGUUUGAGGUUCCUGUGGCAAAUGGAAAUGGAUCAUAUCCUUUUUCUGUGGAUGUUCCAAGAAAUACGAGGUUCUUGUUUUCAAAUAAAGCUGUCACCCCAGCAAAGGCCAUUGCAAAAUCAGUUGUGUAUCUCUUAAAAGUUGGUAGUUCAGCACAAGAGCACUUUGAGAAAUUGGUCAACCUCUUAGAACAAUAUUACCAUCCCUCUAAUGGGGGUCGCUGGACAUAUUCCUUGGAGCGGUUUUUACUCUAUUUGGUAAUUACAUUCCAGAAACGUCUACAGUAUGAACAACAGGACAUUGAUAACAAUAGGCAGGCUGAAUUGUAUCUAGGAAGAUCAGAAAGGAUGUCUUUUGUCAAUGUGGUGCUGAAGUUAAUUGACCGUGGUCAGUACAGCAAAAAUGAACAUCUUUCUGAGACAGUUGCUGCAGCAACUUCUAUUUUGUCUUAUGUUGAGCCCUCAUUGGUUCUUCCAUUUUUAGCUUCUCGAUUCCAUCUGGCCUUGGAGACGAUGACAGCCACUCACCAGUUGAAAACUGCUGUGACAUCUGUAGCAUUUGCUGGGCGAUCGCUGUUUCUGACAUCCUUAUCAACUUCUGCAAAAUCAGAUGAUCUUGCUGGUGCUGAUGUGUUCAUUGAUCUUCUAUCAAUUUCAUUAUCCAAUGCAUUACUUGGUAUGGAUGCCAAUGAUCCUCCUAAAACCUUGGCGACCAUGCAGUUAAUUGGUUCCAUAUUUUCCAAUAUGGCUACACUGGAAGACAAUACAGAAGAGUGUUCAUUCAUGCCAAGUAUCUGUUUUUCUGAGUGGCUUGAUGAGUUCUUAUGUCGGCUAUUUUCCUUACUUCUACACUUGGAACCUAGCAGUGUUCUGAAUGAAGGCCUUCAUUCAUCAGCAACAUCAGGAACUUUUCUGGUUGAGGAUGGCCCUUAUUACUUUUGUAUGCUGGAAAUCUUGCUUGGGAGACUUUCAAAGUCACUGUAUAACCAGGCUUUGAAGAAAAUUUCCAAGUUUGUCAGGACAAAUAUUCUUCCUGGGGCCAUUGCAGAGGUUGGACUGCUUUGUUGUGCAUGUGUUCAUUCAAAUCCAGAAGAAGCAGUUGUUAGCCUUAUUGAACCUAUUCUAUCAUCUGUUAUAUCCUCUUUAAAAGGAACUCCUGUGACGGGGUUUGGAGGAAGUGGAAUUUCUGAUCCCUCAGUUUCAGCCAAGGCAAAACCCACAAUUUCCCCAGCUCUUGAAACAGCAAUUGAUUAUCAAUUGAAAAUACUAUCAGUUGCCAUCAGUUAUGGAGGUCCUGCACUUCUUCGUUAUAGGGAUCAAUUUAAAGAAGCCAUCAUUUCUGCCUUUGAAUCCCCCUCAUGGAAGGUUAAUGGAGCUGGUGAUCAUGUCCUUCGUUCCCUUCUUGGAAGCCUGGUUCUUUAUUAUCCUAUUGAUCAGUACAAGUGUAUUUUGCAUCAUCCCGAUGCUGCUGGACUCGAGGAAUGGAUCAGCACAAAAGAUUAUGUAAAUGAUGAACCGUUGAUUGGCCCAAAGUGGCAUGUGCCUAGUAAAGAAGAAGUUCAUUUUGCAAAUGAACUUUUAAACUUGCAUUUUCAAUCAGCUUUAGAUGAUCUUUUGAGAGUAUGCCAAACUAAAAUGCACUCUGAUCCAGGAAUUGAGAAAGAGCACUUGAAAGUGACUCUGUUGCGUGUUGAUUCUUCAUUGCAAGGUGUUUUGUCAUGCUUGCCUGAUUUUAGACCAUCCAGGAAUGGGAUGGUUGAAGAUCAGGGUCAUAUUUCUUUCUUAAUAGCUGGGUCAACGGGUUCGAGUGUUGGCAGCACUGAACUGCGGGAAAAGGCUGCUGAGAUCAUCCACACAGCCUGCAAAUAUUUAAUAGAGGAGAAAUCGGAUGACAGCAUUUUAUUGAUACUUAUUAUUCGUAUAAUGGAUGCUUUAGGAAACUAUGGCAAUUUAGAAUAUGAUGAGUGGUCACAUCACAGACAAGCUUGGAAAUUGGAAUCUGCUGCCAUUAUAGAACCUCCGAUAAAUUUUAUUGUGUCAUCUCAUUCUAAAGGAAAGAGAAGGCCUAGGUGGGCACUUACCGACAAGGCAUACAUGCAUAGCACAUGGAGAUCAUCACAGUCAUCAUAUCAUCUAUACCGUACGAGUGGGAAUAUAUCUCCAUCAGACCAUGCAAUUCUUUUAAUGGAUGAUCUCCUAAAUCUCUCUUUACAUAGAUAUGAAACUGUUCGAGGACUUGCUGGAAAAGCUCUCUUGAAGAUGAUUAAGCGAUGGCCAUCUAUGAUUUCGAAGUGUGUGCUCACUCUUACUGAAAACAUACGGGACCCCAAUUCACCAGAAUAUGCGGUCCUAGGUUCUUGUGCUGUACUUGCUACGCAAACUGUUCUGAAACAUUUGACUAUGGACCCAAAGGCAUUCUCAUCUUUUCUCCUUGGGAUUCUUUCAAGCUCUCAUCAUGAAUCACUGAAAGCUCAAAAGGCGAUAAAUGAGCUUUUUGUCAAAUACAACAUCCACUUUGCGGGAGUAUCUAGAAGCAUUUUCAAAACAUUGGACAAUCAUUCAGAUGGGCCUGAUUUUACGAAUCUGGUUUCUCAGAUUGGUUCUAUGAGUUUUGAUUCUACUGGCUUGCAUUGGCGGUAUAAUCUGAUGGCUAAUAGAGUUCUACUAUUGUUGGCUAUGGCAUCGAGGAAUGAUCCACAUUUCUCACCAAGCAUUUUGAGUGAAACUGCUGGUCAUUUCUUAAAGAACUUAAAAAGUCAACUUCCUCAGACAAGAAUACUUGCAAUCUCAGCCCUAAAUACAUUAUUGAAAGAAUCACCUUAUAAGCUGUCAGCCGAGGAAAAGGCCAAAGAAAGUCCCAAAUCCUCCCUUGAAGGAGCUUUAAGCCAAAUAUUUCAGGAAGAGGGAUUUUUUAAUGAGACUUUGAAUAGUCUUUCACAUGUUCAUAUCAUCUCUGAUACUGAAAGUGCAUCUUCAAGAGGAAAUCAUGGAAAUUCUUCCUUUCAGAGCCUAGCAGACAAAUCAAUCAGCCGUUUCUAUUUUGACUUUUCGGCUUCAUGGCCACGGACUCCUAGUUGGAUCUCUUUAUUAGGAAGUGAUACUUUUUACUCAAGCUUUGCACGGAUUUUUAAACGAUUAACACAAGAAUGUGGUAUGUCUGUAUUGCUGGCGCUCAAAAGUACAUUGGAGGAGUUUGCAAAUGCUAAGGAGAGGUCUAAACAGUGUGUUGCUGCUGAAGCAUUCGCUGGAGUAUUACAUUCUGAUGUCAAUGGUCUUUUAGGUGCAUGGGACAGCUGGAUGAUGGUCCAAUUGCAGAAUAUCAUACUAGCACCAACAGUGGAAUCCAUACCUGAGUGGGCUGCCUGUAUACGCUAUGCUGUUACAGGCAAGGGAAAGUAUGGCACAAAAGUUCCUCUUCUGAGGCAAAAAAUUUUGGAUUGCCUGGUAACACCUUUACCUCAUAUGGUGACUACCACUGUAGUUGCCAAGCGCUAUGCUUUUCUUUCUGCUGCACUCAUAGAAGUGUCUCCACAAAAAAUGCCAGUGACUGAAAUACAGCUCCAUAACAAACUACUCAAGGAGUUGCUGGCUAAUAUGAGUCAUUCAUCUGCCCAAGUAAGGGAAGCUAUUGGUGUUACCCUUUCUGUGUUAUGCUCUAACAUUCGGCUUUAUAGAUCCUUUGCUCAUAAUUAUUCACACGAAGGGUUAGAUAGUGAUGUGGUGAACCAAGUUAAAGGAGAAAGUUGGGUUCAAUUUUUAACAGAACAAGCAUUGGAAUUGGUUAUGAACAUUCAGAAAACUAGUCAGUCUGACAAUUUGGAGAUUCCGACAGAUUCAAUUCCUGAAAAUGGGCUUUCAAAUGGGAACUCACAGGAUGACAUUAAAUGGAUGGAAACGUUAUUCCAUUUUAUUAUCUCGUCUCUGAAGUCUGGAAGAUCUUCAUAUUUGCUGGAUGUAAUUGUGGGUCUUCUUUAUCCUGUAAUUUCCUUGCAGGAAACAUCAAAUAAAGAUUUGUCAACAUUGGCCAAGGCAGCUUUUGAAUUACUAAAGUGGAGGAUUUUUUGGGAACCCCAUCUCCAGAAGGCUGUAUCUGUGAUUCUUUCUUCAGCCAAUGACUUUAACUGGAGGACUAGAUCUGCAACUCUUACAUAUCUUCGGACUUUUAUGUACAGGCACACUUUCAUUCUCUCAAGGGUGGAGAAACAACAAAUAUGGAAAACGGUCGAGAAGCUACUGAUUGACAAUCAAGUGGAGGUAAGAGAGCAUGCGGCAGCAGUUCUAGCAGGUUUGUUGAAGGGUGGGGAUGAAGAUCUAGUUAGAGAUUUUCGUGAUGGAGCUUACAUGGAGGCAAAGAAUAUCCAGAGGAAGCGAAAACAGAGAAAUUUGAAUCCUGGUCAGUCCAUAGCUUCUAUACAUGGUGCUGUACUUGCUUUGGCAGCUUCAGUCUUAUCAGUUCCUUAUGACAUGCCCAGUUGGUUGCCUGAACAUGUUACUUUACUGGCUCAUUUUGUUAGAGAGCCAUCACCUGUGAAAUCUACUGUUACGAAAGCAGUUGCAGAGUUCCGUCGGACCCAUGCAGAUACUUGGAAUGUUCAGAAAGAUUCAUUUUCUGAAGAGCAGCUUGAGGUUCUGGCUGAUACAUCUUCAUCAUCUUCAUAUUUUGCUUGAUCCACCUUAUACCAUUGAGUAGAAGAGGAAAAUAAUAGAAACACAUUGAUUGAAAAUAAUGUUGAGAAAUUAUGCCUUUAUUGAUAAUUUGAUCAUAAUCCAUAAAAUGAACUUUUAUUUA